AUGGACCAGUUUUCACCAGCAAAUGCCGCAUCCACCUGCUCGGCCUUGUUUGACAAGGCGCAGUCGAUGGUCACCCAAACCCAACGAGUCCUUCAGGCGGUCCAGGAUGACGGUGAAUUUCACCAAUCCCUAGCCGCACUAUCAUCGAGACUCCAGCAGCUCGGGCACCAUGCUAACCAGCUCGGGUACCUCAUUGCCGACGCUGCCGUCGUGCAUUCCCAGCUCGGACUUGUCCUCCAGUCUGGCCUCGCCGAGUACCAAAGUGCCUUGGCUGUUGUCUCGGACGGGCUGGAUGCAGAGGGUGACCGGACCUGCGACAGGGACGCCAUCGCUGGCUACCUGAGCUUUGCUGCCGCCUCCGUCGCCCUCUUUGUUCUGAGCGCCCAGCUUUUGACAAUGGAAUCGGAGAAAGAGCAACAGUCAAAGUUGGCCAACCCGGGGGGCACAGCUAUCGUGGAUGCUGCUCAUAGUGCCUCAGAGCACGUUCUCUCAUCCAGCUACAAGAUUAGAAACUGA
Chaetomium fimeti is the source of this 516-nucleotide messenger RNA. RefSeq lists its product as uncharacterized. The record is from RefSeq and is a predicted model, not a curated record. Lineage: Eukaryota; Fungi; Ascomycota; Sordariomycetes; Sordariales; Chaetomiaceae. The transcript is spliced from 2 exons. Bases 1 to 516 code for a protein of 171 amino acids.